AUGGCAUUUCAAAAUUAUCGACUGAGAAAUGCUGAAACAUGGCGAGCAUUUCAUAACAGGCAACGAUUGGAUGCAAAUUAUAUAACAGAAUCGUUUGAUUCUGGAUUUUCAUUGUUAAAUAUUCGUCGGAAUGAUUAUCAAAUCAAACAAAGACGUAAUUUACAGGUAGAUGAUGUUCUUUGGUGUUGUUCGUUUAUUCUAACUGUGUGGUAUUUUGAGCUUCCAUUACCAUUAUUUAUUGAUCCUCGAGUUGAUUGGUGA
Acanthocheilonema viteae is the source of this 261-nucleotide messenger RNA. The record is from the annotation of a GenBank genome assembly. NCBI's taxonomy places the organism in Eukaryota, Metazoa, Nematoda, Chromadorea, Rhabditida, Onchocercidae.